AUGUCGUCGUCUUCAGCAACCGACGCCGACGAACAGUGCGCUAUCUGCAGGAGCGUUAUCACGGGAAGCUGCAACAAAUCCACCACUAGCUGUGGCCACUCCUUUCACUUCACGUGCCUCGCCCGGAGCAUGAGGAGCUCGUCCAUCUGCCCCAUUUGCCGGACCGAUCUCGCCGGCCCGAACACCAGAGACGAGGACACCGAGAUGAAGGACGACAUCGACACCGACAUCGACGUGCACGAGCACUCCGAUGGUGAGACGGAGGAGGAAGGCGAGGUCAGGUUGCCGCGUGCCGCACGAACCGGCGCGCGACGCGAGGUCAUCGUCACGGAGAUACGCGACGGCAGCUCGAUGUCCGACAUCCCCGUGUUCGGGAAUGAGGUCGAUCUCAGGAGGGAAAUUCUAGAGGGUAUCAUGCACUCCAUGUGCCAACAGGGGGACCUGGCGGAAGCGCGCAAUCUCCUGGACGACAACCCGCGCUUGCAGUACAGCAGGGGAAGUACGGGCGACCUGCUCACACACCAAGCCGUCCUUUCCGAGAACGAGUCGUUGUUGUCCUACCUCCUCAACGAGAAAGCGUUCGACACCAACUUGCCCAACGACGUCCACGCCUACCCGCUCCACUACGCCGUCCUCUCCGGGUCCUUGCGGAUGGUCACGAUCCUGGUCAACAACCGAGCCUUCGUCGACUGCACCGACAGCUCCAAGAAGACGCCUCUCAUGAUCGCGUGCGAAGAGGAAGACCACGACAUCGCGGAGUUCUUGCUCGACAGAGGGGCUUCCACGAUGACACAGGACGCGUGCGGAAACAAGCCCAUACACUUCGCCGUGAGGUCCAGGGCACAAGCUUGCCUCCGGCGCCUUCUCAACUCCGAAGCCGAAGUCAAUGCCGUCAAUCACAUGGACGAGACGCCGCUGUUCGUCGCGUGCAAGUCAGGUUUCCACGGCGUCUCCAGGACCCUCCUCCGCGCCGGGGCUGACCCGGAAAAGAGAAACAAGUUUGGCACGAGCCCCCUCGACGAAGCCUCGUCCAACGGGUCUUCGAGUCUCGUAGAACUGUUGCGGAGAUAUGUCUGA
Ectocarpus siliculosus is the source of this 1077-nucleotide messenger RNA. The record is from the annotation of a GenBank genome assembly. Lineage: Eukaryota; Phaeophyceae; Ectocarpales; Ectocarpaceae.